Messenger RNA from Trichoderma asperellum CBS 433.97, 1348 nucleotides. RefSeq lists its product as uncharacterized. The record is from RefSeq and is a predicted model, not a curated record. Lineage: Eukaryota; Fungi; Ascomycota; Sordariomycetes; Hypocreales; Hypocreaceae.
CUAAAACUUACUAACUACGACAGUACAGCCAUUAUGGGCUCAAAUUCAACCAGCCAAGGGCACUGGGUUCACACCUGGGCUAGUAUGCCAAUAAUUGCAGAAAACGAUAACCUCCCCCCAGAUGACUUUAUACAAGAGAAUGUGGUUUUUCGAAACACCACUAUUCGUCAAACCGUGCGAUUGUCAAUUGGGACGGAGAAGCUUCUGCGAAUCAGGCUAUCCAAUGCGUUUGGAUCCGAGCCUCUUACCAUAGCAGAAACAACACUAGCACUGACGACCAAGAAUAAGUCAGGGACUACAGAUAUUCAAUCUCAAACGAUACAAAACGUCACUUUCGGCGGGAGUGGAUCUACAACUAUUCCGGCCAGAACACUCAUGGUUUCUGACAGCAUAAGCUUUGGGUUUCCUUUAGAACCUAACACCGUUCUAAGUAUCAGUAUCUUCCUUGAAGCUGGCCAUAACGCUGAGUGUAUCACUACACACCCAGGGAGUCGCACCACAUCGUAUUUUACUAAAGGAAAUAGAGUGUCUGAAGAGGAUUUCAAUCACCUUAUAGUCAGGCAGACUGAUCACUGGUACUACAUUAGUGGUCUCGAAGUGUUUGCAUCACAAUGUACACGAGCCUUUGCCCUCAUUGGGGACAGCAUUACGGACGGCAGAUGCAGCCUUACUAACGGCGAUACCCGAUGGCCAGAUAUUCUAUUCAGACGACUACAGGCCUCUAAAUCGCAUACUUCCCUUGCGGUCGUGAAUCAGGCAGCUGGGGGCAACCGCGUUUUGGAUGAUGGCCUCGGGCCCAGCGUGUUAAGCAGGCUAGAUAGGGACAUAAUAUCUCUCUCUGGUGCCAGCGCUGUUUUAAUUUUUGAAGGUGUCAACGAUAUUGGCAUGGCACCCGCCGACUGUUGGAGUCAAGAGAUCUUAAGCAAUCGCCUAAUUGCAGCGUAUAAGCAAGUUGUUAUUCGACUACGAGCUCAUGGAAUUGCGAUCUUUGCAGCAACAUUAACACCUUUUGGCCUUCCACAAACAGACCUCAGAGGACGUGAGGAUACAUCCGUCACAUCUUAUUCCGAUCCAGUUCGGGAGUCUACGAGACAGAGCAUCAACAACUGGAUUCGCACGAGCGGCAUCUUCGACGUCGUAGUUGACUUUGAUGAGAUCUUGCGGGACCCAGAAGACCAUUCGUUGCUAAAGAGAGAAUAUGACUCGGGUGAUGGAUUGCACCCCAAUCAAAAUGCAUUCUACGCUAUGGCUGAUUAUUUCCCUAUUCAUGUUUUUGAGAACCUAUUCCAGACAUAGACUGUAGUAACUUCAGGAAUGAGAGUUAACCAUUAUACAUUCAAUAUGAGCG